CCUGUUUUAACUUCUACGUUUAUGAAGGAAGCAAAUACAACAAAGCUUAGCUUACGUACUCUGUUCCUGGCGGGAAAAGUAAAUUUCAUUUCAUAUUUGACAGUUUUCGUAAAUUUAACCUUAAUUUAAGUUAAGUUUUCAGUUAAAUGUUUGCUUUUAAGUGAAAAAAUGGAUGAAGAUAAUUGUGAUGGACCAUUUACGGUUUGGCAAAUGUUUAACGCGCCGACUAUGGUGCUAUUUAAUAACCUUGAAAAUGCUGCGGAAGGUCUUGAAAGAUUGUUAACAUCAAUUUUGAAACUAUCUGGAGAUUUUUCGGAGGUGUUAAUACCCAGAGUCGGUUCUACAAAAUGUCCUGAUAGUUACUAUUGUGCAUUUAAUACUUGGUUGUUGGGACGAUUAUUUUACGUAUGUUCUGUUAAAGAAUUAAAUAUGAUUCAUGGAUCAAGUAAAGAUGCUCAAGUUAAAAUUCUAAAUAUACUAUGUGUAAAUGGGGCUAGUUUUUAUGAAAAACUAAUUUUGCAGUAUCACUCAAUUCUCUUUGCUUUAGUUAAAUAUUAUAAAGAAAACUCAGACAGCCUAACACCAGGAGAAAUACUAUUAGAUCAUUUUAAACCCGAACAGAUUGAUAUACCUAAUGUACAACUAAACUUGGAACCUAUAAGUGUUCAAGUUAAAAAUAUUAGUACAUGCACAUUACUGAUAAAUUUUGUUUUACAAUUACUAUCAGAAUGUAUACCUCCAUAUUUACUUAAUAUUGAUAAAUUUUCAUCCCACCUUCAAAAGCUUCUCGGUGAUGUUUUAUUUAUGCUAGAGCAUUAUAACAUAGAAGUUAAAUUGUUAGUAUUAAAUUUUUUUGCCAAUUUAAUAAACAAUACUAACAAUUCAUCUGGGAUCCAUUUUCAAAGUAGUUUUCCUCAAAUAUAUAAAAAAUUAUUAUAUUGCAUGGAAUGUAUGGUGCAAAAUAUAGAUAUACUUUUUGAAAAAGGCAAUAUUACAUCAGAUCAACUUACAAAUUUUAACAACGUAAUAAUAAAAUUAUUAAAAACAUGUGACAUAUCAUAUAAUGCCAACCACAAAGAUGUACUAUCUACAAUAGCUAUAACUGUUUUGAAAAACACAUCAAAUCCUGUGUUUAAUAAAGAACUUAAGUUGUAUUGUCUAUCACUAAGCAAUACAGUAAACUUUCCUAAAGAUGUUUUAGACCUUGAAAAAAGAAAUUCAAAAGAAAUAGAUAUGUUAGCAGAUUGUUACUAUAAACAUAUAUUGGAAUAUAUUAAGCAGGAGAAAUGCCAAACGAAUGAAUUAAAAGACUUCUGGUUCUUCAAGCAAGUUGUGAAUGUUAUAUUUCAUAGUUUGGAAUUUAGUAAUAAUACAAGAGAUGCUACUACUUUGUCAUUCAAUUUAAUGAGACAUUUAUCUGCAUUAAAUAUAUUGCAAAAAGUUUUUAUAAACUAUAAGAAAAAUAACAAAGAUAAUUCUAAUAUAAUCAUAUUAGAGCAAACAAAUUUAAAUAAGACAUUUGAAAUGCUGUCGGAAUUAAUUAAAACACAUGAUUAUAUUCUUCUCCAAGAUUCUAUUUGUAUGUCAUUGUUUCUUAAUAUUGUAUUGACAACAACAUCUAUUAUGAAAUGUAUAAAUGAAAAUAUUAAAAUGGAAUCAUUUCCAAAAAGUAAAAUAAUGCAAAUGUUAUGUCUACAAGAGUCAUUGCAAAAUAUGCACAAAAUUCUAAGUUAUAAUGAAUGUACUAAAGUACUUAUUCUGAAAUAUAUACUAUUGACGAGAUUAAUCUUAAAUACUAAGGAAAAUGAUAUUAUGGAGAGAGUGAUACUAAAUUUAGUUGAUACUAUUUUGAAAAAUAAAAAUUCUACCACAUAUAAAGAGGUAAUUGCGAUAUGUCCUCUACUAAUAUUAUGUAAAAUAUCAUUCGCCAGUAAGUUAAUAGGCGAAGUAUUAUUGCCGGCAUUCCUCACUAAAGAUCCAGAUAUUCAAGAUGAAUUAACAAAGAUAGUUCCAGCUAUUUCUUGUAUGUCAUUGGGAACUUAUGCAAUUGUUCUCGGUCAUUCUAUGAUUGAAGGACAUUCUAUAUUUUAUAACGAAGUAUUAGAUAUAUCAAUAAUUUGUUAUAAUUGCCAUAAUAAACAAAAUUUACCACAGAAUAUAUUUUUAAACAAUGUCAAGAAAGAAUAUGUGGUUUUAUACAAAGAAAGUAUUCAAAUAACUCCAUCACAACAAUCAACUUUCAAUGGUUUACGCAAUUUGCUUUGUAAAUUUUUGAAUUACAAGCAAUAUACAAGUCUAGAAAAUAGUCAGUAUUGGAAACUGCUUGAGCGAUUAUGUAAUCAUUUUUAUGUUUUCAACUAUGGUUUAUCAACUGAAAUUAUUAAGGAGGAAAACUUAAACUAUGUUUUCAAAGCAAUUAAACCACUUAUUCCACAAAAAACGACCAACAAUAAUGAGGUAUCGACACAAAGUGAAGAUGUUUUUCCUCUAUGCAUUAAUUUACUAGUAAAAUUAACGCAAACAAGCUUAGAGAGCAACAAUAACAAUAAACAAAUAGCUACAUUAGAAGCUAUAAAAGAAUUUGGUCUUUACUGUAACAACAUAGCAUUGUUGCCAGUUACAAAACUUUUUAUAUAUUUCAUAAUGCACCCACAAUGUGCAGUUGCACCUAAAGCUGAGGUUUAUUUAAGGGAAAUUUGUGAAUUUCAUGGUUACACACCAAACCAAGUAUAUCAUAGAUAUAAAAAGGAUUACUGCAGACUUUUUGUUGAAUGCAGUCUUUACUGUGGAAAGGACUUCGCCAUAUCUUUACUAAAAGUCGUCAGAGCAUUUGGUUUUGUAGGCUAUAGGGACUUUAUUUCGAAAGAUGUUCAUCAUUUUUUACCAUAUUUGAUACCAUAUUCCGUCACUAUUCCAGAAGUACCAUCGAUGAUUGAAGAAAUUGCCUCUUUAGUUCAAUGUUCAGUGUCAGAUUUUAUAAUUGAAAGAUUUCCUCUUAUCUACGUGCACGUUUAUUUAAACGAGAAUAAUGCUGUUGCUGAUAAAUGUUAUUCAGUUCUUGAGAGACUGACGAAAUGUUCUAUUUUGAGCCUUAUAAAAAAGCAUUUUAGAGUAAUUUUAACAGAGUUUUUACUUCAGUACAGUUGUAAUCCUGAGAAAGUACUAAAUGCUUGUAGAUACUUAGCUUGCCAUGACCCUGAUGCUACUCCGUCUGGGAGUAUGAAAAUGAGUACUACUCAAAUAGCGGACUUUUUGAAUCCUAAAUUUCUAGGAGUUCUAGCAUACUUUGAUCAUAAGCUUGUGAACGCUAAAGUUGCAUUAUCAGUGAAAAGAAAAGCGUUAAAAAGCUUUCCAGAUAUGAUGCAAUUAAUGGGCGUGAAGUAUAUAACUCCUUUAAGGUUCAAAGUCCUCGCGACUUUGAGGUCAGCUUUACCUCUUGUUAAAGAAUUUCCUAAAACAUUAGCUGACGCAUGGUCCGCUUUCAUUCACAAUCUCGACAGUAUAUCGCUUGGACCUCUACUAUCCAAUCUUGCUGUAUCAUUAUUACAACAAUUCGAAUACGCACCACAAGAAAUCAAUAAAAUAUUUCAGUAUCUAGUCUUAAAAAACGAAAAUUUACUAAGCGCUCAUUUAUCAGAUCUUUUCUUUCUUGGAGAUUCGAAUAUUUCAGAAAAAGUGAAAGCUGUUAUUAAAAGACACGUGAUCAGAACUCAACCAGAAGGGUUCUUGGAUAAAAUAAAAUGGUAUUUAGAGCAUUUGAAUAAUGAAAUACCAAGAAUAAAAGCUUAUGCAAUUUCACAUUUAGAUGUAUUACUUAAGAACAAUAGAAGUGAAAUACAUAAAGCUAUUUUUGGCGGGAAGAAUAUCGAUCCUAUUAUAGUAGAACUUAUAGAUUGUUUGUUACUAGGUUGCAAAGACCCUGACAACAAAGUAAGUGAAGCAAGUGGGUCUUGUCUAGGACAGUUGGGUGCCAUCGAAGCAGGUCAUUUACCUCGUCAGUACGUGCAGCCUGACAGAUCCCCCUUCGCCUUCACAAUAGUCGAUAACUGUUUUGCGGCUACAGCUCUUGUAGAACUUUCUAGAGCAUUCCAAUACGAAAAGGAUACAACGAAUAUGGACUGUUAUGCUUUAACCAUCCAAGAGAUAUUAAAAACUUACGAAAUAUCACCAACUGGCAGUAAGAAGGAAGUGUGGGAUAGCUUCCCAGAGAAUAUGCAUCAAAUUAUGUACCCUUUACUCAGUUCAAGGUACACUUUGGCGUACCCAUCUCAGCCGAAGAAAAUACAUCCACUUUUCGGUUCAGUUCAUGCAACAACAUUCUUAGAAUGGGCUCACAAUUGGACGGGUCAAUUGAUAUCUAUAAUAGAGUCGGAAAGCAUACGCGACUUACUGCGCACAGUACACCCUAGCAUGCGUCGCGAUCUCCGCACUCUGUUACUGUUCUUUCCUUAUGUACUACUUCACGCUAUAGUCUCCAAAGCUGAUACUAAAUAUAUACAAGAAGAGAUAAUGGCAGUUAUAGGUCGAGAAAACUUAGACACGGAAAAUAAUGUAAGGUCUGAGAGAACUUACAAAAUGCUACGUCACAUCAGAAUGACUCCGAAUAUCAAUUCGGUGCAAGCUGAAGAAGGAAAUCAGAGCAAAUGCAGUAAAACAAUAUACUCAUUGUUUGAUUUCCUGAACCGAUGGCUUUUGGAGUGGUGUCAUGUGAAGCAGCGCCCUACUGAGAAUGAAAAUUACAAAGCUAUAAAAUCGUUUAUGGACAACUUCGACAAACUAACGAUAGCUCGUGGUAGUUUCGCUUGCGGUGAACUGGAGCGCGCGCUACAGUAUUUAGAAUUAUACAUGGACGAGAGGAAAGAGAGGGUACAGGAACAGUUGCCAUUGUUGGCAUUGUAUGCAUUGUUAGAUGAACCUGAUUCUGUUGCAGGUAUUCUGUCAAUAAAACGUUCGGAGCCAUCUUUGAAGGAGUUGAUCCUCGCUCAAGUGGUGACAGGCAGAUUGCAAGACGCCGCGCUCUGCUACGAGAGACUGGCUCAGGAGGGACAGCUCGACAGAAAUAGUAUGCAAGGCAUGAUAGACUGCUACUUGAGCCUGGACCAGCCGUUCACCGCACACCGUCUGCUGAGUGAGCGUGACUCUGAUGAUAUGACGGAGCUGGCUGCGGAGCCAUUAUGGCGGCUCGGACGUUUUGAAGAGCUAGAUCGACUCGCUGAGAAGCCUGUUCCCCCAUCUCGUGAAAACUGGGGUCUACUAAUGGGUCGGGUGCUACUAGCAUAUCGUAAACAGGAUCAUGAUGCCUUCAUAGUAUCCUGCAAGGACGCUACGAGCAAGUUACUUUCACAAAUGGAUGGGAAGAGCAGAGGAGAAAGUGCUUUAAGAAGUGGCUACCAGAGUGUAUUAGGAUUGCAUAUAGUGAAAGAAGCGGAACACGCCGAAGAAGUUCUUUGUAGAUUAAAGAACUUAAGGGAUGGUGAUGAUGAAGGUGAAGUGAUAUUAAGUCAGCUGCUAGACGAAUGGCGGCGACGACUGGCCGUGGUGCAGUCAGAUGUGCGCACUGUUGAGCCUUUGCUCAGACUCAGGAGGAUAUUGUUACAACAAACACAGGAACUAUUAGAACCGACACAUCCGAUGACGUCGAAUCGCUUAAAGGCCAGUAUAGGCGACCUUUGGCUGCAGAGCGCUAAGCACGCUAGGAAAGCGGGGAUAUAUCAACAGUCUUACAUGUAUAUCCUGAAUGCUGAAGAGUAUCACCCUGAAGAGUUAUUCAUAGAGAAGUCCAAAAUGUACUGGGCGCGAGGACAACAAGAGCACGCGUUCACCACUCUGCGCCGCGGACUUGAUGAGACAUAUCCACAGAUCGACAGACUCACACAACAACAAAGGAAAAUCUGUGCAAAGGCAAAACUUUUGAUAGCUAAAUAUAACGAUGAGACUACCAAAGUGGAUGUUGAUGUUAACAUUGGAUAUUAUAAAGAGUCAGUUGAAGUGUUCAAGCAAUGGGAGAAGAGUUUGGUUUGUCUUGGGGCUUAUUAUGAAAAAGUGAGCAGCAACGAUACGACUCCAAACAGUAUGACGUGGUCUCGUCGUAUACAGGCGCUAAACUCGUACGGCAAGGCGUUACAGUACGGACAUAAGUAUUUGUACCAGAGCAUGCCCAGAAUGCUCUCUAUAUGGUUGGAUAUGGAAGUGACGUCAGCGGACACCGGUAUACAUACAGUGUUGGCACAAAUGACGGAGAUCAUCAAGACUUACUCUGAAAGGCUGCCCAUAUAUUUAUAUCUAACGGCUUUCUCGCAAAUCAUAUCUAGGAUAUGUCAUCCUGUUAGAGAGGUCUACUUACAACUAAAAGCUAUAAUCGUGAAGCUGAUACUCGCGUACCCUCAGCAUACAUUAUGGAUGAUGAUGUGUGUGAUAAAGUCCAGCUACCCGCAGCGCAUCAAGCGGUGCUCAGACGUCUUCUCAGACCCUCGCCUCAAGGAGACACGUAUGCUCAAACUGGUUGCAGACUUCAACCAGUUUGCUGAGAGAUUAAUUGAACUCUGUAAUAAGCCGAUAUCUGGAAAUAAUACGAAGCCAACAGUAUCAUCACUGGUCCGUACAUUACCUCGUCUACUAGACAGUGAUAACUUCAGUCGUAUAAUGAUACCGUUUGAAGAAUUUUGUAAGAUAGUCCUGCCUUCCAAGGCGGCGCGACAAGAGAGGAUAGAUUUCAAUAUACCUAAAGAACCGGCAGUGUAUAUCGCGGGAAUUGAAGAAGACAUACAAAUACUACCGUCGUUACAGAAACCAAGAAAGGUUACAUUAAAAGGUUCUGAUGGUAAAUCUUAUAUAAUACUACUUAAAUCCCGCGACGAUCUCCGUAAAGAUUUCCGUCUGAUGGAGUUUAAUGGUGUAGUGAACCGGUUCCUGCAAGACGCGGCGGAGACGCGGCGACGCCGGCUCUACAUCCGUACUUACUGCGUACUGCCACUUAACGAGGAGUGCGGCCUCAUACAAUGGGUGCCAAACUUGCUCGGACUUAGACCAAUACUCCUACAUAUAUAUAAACAGAAAGGCAUACAUACUACCAAUAGGGAGUUGAAAGAAUUAAUGUGCUCCAAAAAUGAUCCGUUGGACAAAAUGCGUCGAAUAUUCGAACAAUACCUGCUGAGGAAACACCCUCCAGUCUUCCAGGAGUGGUUCAGACGCGUCUUCUCUGAUCCAUACGGAUGGUAUCAAGCUAGAUCAGCGUAUAUAAGAACAACAGCUGUUAUGUCAAUGGUGGGAUAUAUAUUAGGUUUGGGCGAUCGUCACGGUGAGAACAUUUCGUUCGACUCUACUAAUGGCGACACAGUUCACGUGGAUUUCAACUGCUUGUUCAACAAAGGAGAGACAUUCGAGUGGCCCGAGCGCGUACCCUUCCGUCUCACACACAACAUGGAGGCUGCCAUGGGUCCGCUCAAACAUGAGGGCAUGUUCAGGAAGUGUUGUGAAGCGGUGAUGCGCGUGUUGUGCGCGCAGACAGCGGCUCUGAUGUCGGUAGUUGGGCCGUUUGUGUACGACCCGCUGGUGUCGUGGGGCCGAGCCCGCCUUGACUGCGCUGAGCGCACCAACUCCGAGGCUGUGCAGCACUUGGCACAUAUACGACAUCGACUCAAUGGGAUGGUACGGACAAAGAAUAAGAAACUGACCUUAUCUCUAUCUCCCGAAGGUCAAGUGGAACAUCUCAUUGUGGAAGCCACCAGCGUUCAGAAUCUCUGUCAAAUGUACAUCGGAUGGGGGCCAUUUUUGUAA
Molecule: messenger RNA, 7776 nt
Organism: Papilio machaon (common yellow swallowtail)
Lineage: Eukaryota; Metazoa; Arthropoda; Insecta; Lepidoptera; Papilionidae
Gene: mei-41
Product: serine/threonine-protein kinase ATR-like
Exons: 29
Coding region: 169-7776 (2535 amino acids)
Biological process (GO): protein phosphorylation; telomere maintenance; DNA damage checkpoint signaling
Cellular component (GO): nucleus
Molecular function (GO): protein binding; protein serine/threonine kinase activity
Source: RefSeq, a predicted model, not a curated record